CGGUCGAUAGAAUGAGCGAGGAAGCCGAUGCGGCAAGAUCAGUCUUCGCUCCGAAAAGGAAAUCUGGAUCCCUGAAAGGAAUCCUGGAGGGAGGAGAGAAAGAUAUUUAAGUUACUCGAUCAGGAAGAUAAUCCCAAGAUAAAUCCAAAAGAGGAAUUUGGGAGAUUAGAGUUGUUUGGAAGGACUAAUAAUAGGUGGAAGGAACUUAGGAAGGAACUUAGGAGUAACAACGAGGACAAAGGGCGCGAAUGGAGGAGCUCCGCGGAAUCGGAGAUUAACUCGGGGAGAAAGAGGGAACGGUAGAGGAAGACAGAGGAGGACGGGUUGCGAAGCCUUUCGCCGCUCGCGACCUAAGUUUCUCGGCCGUCCGCGAGUCCCACUGAUCUAAUUCGCGGCGCUCUUUUACACCUCGGCGAUGUCUCGGUGAAGGCGUCUAUCGUCGACCGCCUCCGUUUGAAAGGAGAAGAAUGACACCGCAUCGUCGAUCCUCGUGAGCAUUUCCGAAGGAAUCGCCGGAACAAUAUCUUCCAUUCUGUCGCAACUUCGUCGGAGUUGUUACUACUGAAUACCGGAAACCUCGAGAAAUCAAACGGCCGGAGGCGUGACCUUCCUCACGUUGGUGGCUUGGUUUUCGCGAUCUUCGCCGUGUGAAAUGCCGAUGUGAUCCAAGUGCGCGAGGAUAUCUUCGCCGAUAUUCUUCUGCUUUCGUUUUUCGCUAGUGAUAACUCGUGUCUCCGAGACAUAACAGCCGCGAGCGAAGUGAAUACGUUCACGCGCGAACCGACAUACCGAAUCACAUCUCGCCGGUGUUUUAAUUUCGCGGUCCGAGACGAAUCGGCGGGACAGCAGCUGAGACCGGAGUGAAAAAGAUCGAGAGAGAAGACCGAUCGCGCCAAGAAAGGAAGAAAGAGGACAGCAGAUUCCAUUUGAAGCGGAAAACGAGAACCGAGAAUGAAGACCACACAACGAGCUCUAAGCUUCGACGAGACGUCGAUGGACAGCUGCAUAUUGGCUACCAUCGACGAGGGCCGCCGAGUCAGUGACUUGUCGGGCGAGCCGAUGAAGGACAAUAACGAGGUGGAAGUGACAUCAUUGGAGGAGGCCAAGUCGGUCAUAGCGGCACUCAGAGCGAGACAGCGGGCGCAGGCCCACCAAAUGCUCGCCUGGCGGAGGACCCUUAAAUUGCAGGAGGACCUGGUGGCCCGACUUACCCGGGAGAAGGCCGAGCAACUGCGGACGUUGUCGUCGCAGCUUCUGCUGUUCGAGUCCAGGCUCUGCAGGAAGCAGAAGGAAAUCGAGGCGAGUCUGAGUCAGCGAGAGUCCAUUAUUCUACGACAACAAAGGGUGAUCCGGCAAUUGCAGAGCAGAUUGGCGGAGAGGAGCACAAGUACCAGGGACUCGCCACCUUGCGACGCCCUGGACAGAUUGGAUAGUCUCGGGGACAGCGACAGUGCCGUGGUGCUCGAGGAGACCGCGGACGAUCCUGCUCCGCCGAGGUUUCGUUCUAACAUCACUGAUGUAACUGUGAUCCGUUCCGUGUCCGACGCGGUGGAACCGUCGAGCAAGUAUUCGUCGAUGCGACGGUGCAACGGUUUUCUCAGAAGACCGGAGAUCCUGGAAACCGUAUAUUCCGUAGAGGAAGACGGUGACAGCGAGAAUAAUCAGGAUCCAUCGGAGUCGACGGAGAACUCGGAGUACGAGGAUAGAAGAGCGAAAAACUUGGGCAACGGAAAAGGCAGACUACAGGAUCUCUAUGGCAGUUUCGAGAGGCUGGCUCAAGACACGGACUCCCCCCCCAGCGAAAGACCCAGAGAUGAAAGUCAGCAGGCACAGGUGACGUACAAUAGGGUAAUGAGCAACCACAGAUCAGUGACGAAGCCAAAAGAUGUGAAGUACAAGAGGAUAAAUAAGGCAAAGUCGAAAAGUCUCGAGGAACUCAGAGGACGUCUUAGAAAUUGGGUUGAGAAAGGGAAUAAAAUAGCUAUAUCGUUGGAUCAGUCAUAUGCCUGAGCUUAUUAUAUCCCCGUAUAUGAAAGUAUAAAUUAUUAUUUUGUGAAUGAUCAUUUUGUAAUGAUCAUUGUCAAUAUAUAACGUCUGAAACUAUAAUUUUACUUGUAAGAUUAAGGAAUGGACUUUAAUCUUUAGUAAAGUCAUUACGGUAUUUAAUUGAAAUAUCAUUGCUCUAUGUGAUAUUUACUGUAGUAUUUCUUCAUGAUAAUUAUAUCCCUAGGUCAAAGACAAAUGAUUCGACACUUGUGAUAUGAUUUUAUUCUAUACGAAAGCGUAGUUAGGAAGAAUUUAUUAUCAGGCAAAGAAAUAAU
Molecule: messenger RNA, 2321 nt
Organism: Pogonomyrmex barbatus (red harvester ant)
Lineage: Eukaryota; Metazoa; Arthropoda; Insecta; Hymenoptera; Formicidae
Source: RefSeq, a predicted model, not a curated record